This is a messenger RNA of Telopea speciosissima, 1147 nucleotides long. RefSeq names its product GDSL esterase/lipase At5g45670-like. The record is from RefSeq and is a predicted model, not a curated record. The transcript is spliced from 4 exons. Gene Ontology annotation, molecular function: hydrolase activity, acting on ester bonds. The annotation marks the transcript as partial. Lineage: Eukaryota; Viridiplantae; Streptophyta; Magnoliopsida; Proteales; Proteaceae.
CUGUGUUACUAGCAGCUAAUUUUCCACAUCAUUUAAAGGUCAUUUAAAUGUCGGAUUCUCUUCUUGAAUUCAUGAGAUAUGGUGGUAAUUUCUUUGCUCUACAAUGUAUUUAUAUGGGUACUUGUAAAGUAGUUUCACCCCUAGAUCUAGAUAUUUCUCUCCUUGGCUUUAGAGUUUGAUCUCUAUCAUUCUCAUAUUAUUUCUUCCUUUUUUUCACUCCAGUUUCAUGGCUCUUUCUCUGUUCAAGAAAAUAUAUGUCAUCCCUAUGCUGUUAAUAUUGUCAAACUCAGUGAUUAGUGUCUCAAGGGUGCAAGCAGAGCCUCAAGUUCCCUGUUUGUUCCUCUUUGGUGAUUCACUGCUUGACAAUGGCAACAACAAUGCCAUUGCUUCUUUAGCUAAAACAAACUACAGGCCUUAUGGAAUAGAUUUUCCUGAUGGACCAACUGGAAGGUUUUGCAAUGGAAAAAAUGCUGGUGAUAUCAUCGCUCAACUCUUGGGUUUUAUUGAUUUCAUUCCACCCUAUGCAACUGCAAGAGGUGAAGUUCUACUCGGAGGAGCCAAUUACGCAUCCGGGGCAGCUGGAAUAAGGGUUGAGACUGGGAGGCAAUAUGGUGCUUGCAUUAGCAUGGAUGAACAGUUAAAGAAUCAUCAAUCUGCCAUUGCUCAAGUGGUAAACAUAUUUGGGGAUAUUGAUGCAGCAACCAACCAUCUACACAAGUGCAUCUAUAUGGUUGGAAUGGGUAGCAAUGACUACCUUAACAACUACUUCAUGCCUUUGAUUUAUAAGACAAGUUGGCAUUACACACCAGACCAAUAUGCCAAUGUUCUUAUUGAACAAUAUUCUCAGCAACUCAAGACUUUGUAUGAUUAUGGAGGAAGGAAGGUGGCUCUGAUAGGAAUUGGUCCUAUAGGUUGCACCCCAUAUGAAAUUUCUCGUAAUAAUCUCAAUGAUUCAGCAUGUGAUGAGAGAAUUAACCGUGCAAACCAGAUAUUCAAUGAAAGACUUAAAAAUCUUGUGGAUGAGCUCAACAAUGAUCUGCAGGAUGCAAUGUUUAUAUUUGUGAAUGCAUAUGGGAUUUUCAGUGAUAUUUUUCAGAAUGCUAAAUCUUAUGGUAGACAAUCCUUACUCAGUUAUUGCUUUUAUUUG